CGUAGUUGUGUCUUUUGUCUUAGAACUUUAAAUAAAGAAUAUACUAAUAAAACUCGUUAUUUAUUUUAAAUUACUGUACCAGCAAAACCAGCAAAAUGAGUCGCAUUACGGAACAGAAGUUUCAAAAAGCAGCGUCAGCCCAGUCAACAAAUGUUGGGAAAAGAGUCCUCAAAAGUCAAAAGACAAAAGGCAAAAGAGCACCAAGAUAUAGUUCUAAUAUUUUUGCAAUGUUUGAAGAAUCCCAGAUCCAAGAAUUUAAGGAGGCAUUCAAUAUGAUUGACCAAAACAGAGACGGAGUUAUAGAUAAGGAAGAUCUUACUGACAUGCUGGCAUCCUUAGGCAAGAAUCCAACAGAUAAUUAUUUGGAUGAGAUGAUGAAUUGUGCACCUGGACCCAUUAAUUUCACAAUGUUCCUUACCAUGUUUGGUCAGAAACUCCAAGGGACUGACCCUGAAGAAGUUAUAAAGAAUGCGUUUGCUUGCUUUGAUGAAGGAGGCAAAGGAUACAUUCAAGAAGAACGCCUCAGAGAAUUACUCACAACAAUGGGUGAACGUUUGACGCCAGACGAGGUUGAUGAAAUAUUAAAAGAGGGACCAUGUUCAAGAGGACACUUUGAUUACAUAGCAUUCUCGAGAAUACUCAAACAUGGGAAGCCUAGUACACAAUAAAGCAUAAGCACUGAAGAUUCACAUCACACUCAGCAAUUAUUUAUUGAGACAAAAAAUUUCUGCAAAAUAGUCAGUAAGAGAGUUGACGAAAAUGUAUGAUAACAUGUUAACAUACGUUGGAUUUUGAUAUUCAAUGAUAUUAAAAAUUAAAAACAA
This is a messenger RNA of Mytilus trossulus (common blue mussel), 824 nucleotides long. Its product is annotated as myosin regulatory light chain 12A-like. The record is from RefSeq and is a predicted model, not a curated record. Lineage: Eukaryota; Metazoa; Mollusca; Bivalvia; Mytilida; Mytilidae. The transcript has 5 exons. Bases 96 to 668 code for a protein of 190 amino acids. Gene Ontology annotation, cellular component: myosin II complex; cytoplasm. Gene Ontology annotation, molecular function: myosin heavy chain binding; calcium ion binding.